AUGAUGACGAGUGCCGACCAAGCCAUCCAGCGGCUCAAGGAGUCCAAGCCUCCCGCCACCGACCGCUUCACCUACCUCACAAUCAUCGACAAGUCUCUGUCGCCCGAUAUCCUCCCCGCGCUUCAGGAGAUACUGGAAGAUGUCGAACUCACAGGCGACAUUGGCUGGGACCUGGUGGAGAUGCUGAUUGCCGUGCCGGGCAGCGACGAGUGCCUCAGGAGCAUUGCUCGCCUCGGCAACCCCCGCGAAGUCAUCCUCAAGGUGCUCCAGGUCAUGGACGCCAUUGCCGGCGCCGAGGACGAGGGCGCCGAGGCGGACAGGGCGUUUGUGACGCUCUGCGGCAUGCUCGGCAUCCUUCACUCGAGGUUGCAGGUCAAGGCACCCUCGCGCUUCCUGCACACGACUCUCGAAACCGUCUACCGCUCCUACGAUCCCUCCAGCGCCGAGGCCACCGCCGCCGUCAUCGCCCUCGUCCGCUCCAUGUCGGGCCAGAAGCGUCCGCCGCUGCCGACCCGACAGUCGAGCACCCUGCUGGAAACGCCGUUCCAGCAAGGCGACUCGACAAGCAGUGCGCCAGACCCAGAAGCUGACCAUUCCGAUUCCCCAAACGCAAACGAGCCCGAAGCCAUGAAGCGUCUCCUUCAGUCUUUCAUCACAUGUGUCAUCGAGGCCUACGUCAAUUCCAACGGCCUGGAAUGGGCCUCGAGGCUUCUUGAGUUUACGUAUCCAGAGAGGAUAGUGCCCGGCAGAAUCACCAUGAUGCAAGCAUUCAAGCAACAAGACGAGCUACGGGCCAGGGAUGCCCUGGUCGGACAGCUGGUGGCAGCCGCUGGCGAUCUGGACCUUCCCUAUGGCUUCCUCCCCAGACUCGACGAUGCUCUGCAAGGGCCGAUCCGCAGAGAUCCCUUAUCUGCCGACGUCGACCCCCAGAAGCCAGAGGAAAUCAAGCUGUCGACGGGUGGCUUGCUAUGCCUCUUGGCCUACUGCAUCUUCGCCGGAGAUGUUUUCGACGCAGACCAGCCGAGACCCGACAUGUACAUGUUCCCCGACCACCACCUGCUGAUGAAGAAAUACCUGGGCGAGGAGGAUCCGCAGGCACAGGUCACGAGCAAUCCCGGCACAAUCGAAGCGCUCGUUGUCAUUGCGAUAUGGCUCGAUGGUCAAAAACGCAUAUCGGCAGGCUCAGGCACAGGCAAAGGCGCCGACGGCUCAGGGCCGGGCUUCAUGGCCUACCAUCAUCUGUUGACUCUUGUCUCCGUCUUCCAUCCGAACCUGCGUGUUCGCAAUGCAGCGACGGUCAUGGCGGGGAUUGUCCUGCACACGGACCCGGACGAGGACGACAGGCUCACCAUCUUGGAAGACUUGCUGGAGAAUUGCAUGUUUUCGUCGCUACAGGCGUGCGCUGUCUCGUGGCUGCGCGAGGAAAUGGUGGCGGCAAAGAAGGCGGGGUCCAAGGGCAGGUUCAGCAGCCCCGAGUGCCUGGAGUCGCUCCAGUACACCAUGUUUCCCGACUUGACGCACCUGGCGGACGCCGACGGGGAGGCGCUGCUGGAGUUUUGGACGCAAAGCUCGCCGUUGCUGCUGCAGGUGGCCAACUUUGCGCUGUUUCUGUACGGGGGUGACGAGUACAGGGACCUGGCGCCGGCAGGAAUGGCGGCGGCCAUUGAGCAUCGGUACGUCGACCCCUUGCUGCAGGCGGCCAAGAGGCUGUCGGCGAUGGUGGAGAAGGAGGGCGUCGAGGGAGUGGACGCGGACGCGGGCAGUCUGAUGCAGCUGGGUAUCCUGACGGACGUGCUGGGACGGGUGCCUCUUCAGUGA
This is a messenger RNA of Hirsutella rhossiliensis, 1818 nucleotides long. RefSeq names its product yap-binding protein. Gene Ontology annotation, cellular component: cytoplasm. Gene Ontology annotation, biological process: cellular response to oxidative stress. The coding region runs from base 1 to 1818 and encodes 605 amino acids. NCBI's taxonomy places the organism in Eukaryota, Fungi, Ascomycota, Sordariomycetes, Hypocreales, Ophiocordycipitaceae. The record is from RefSeq and is a predicted model, not a curated record. The transcript has 2 exons.